CAACCAUAUCCUGUCCUGUCAGCACUUGGCGCUCAAUAGAUCUGCAUUAUUGCUGCUGAUGUUGGUGCUUAUGCUGGACGCCAAUGAAGAAGCCUAUCCAGAUCCAAGGAGGAUAGGAAGGCAGCUAGGCAAGCAUACUGAACACAUCAACAACACCGAGCCGGCUGAGCGGAGAUGCUUCCUUCGUCGUCGACCCGCCCUGCUGCUGCCGCAGCCGUCACGGAGCAGCGGCAGCUGAGGCAGAUGAGGGCGCAGUGCCUCGUCUUCCUCGCCUUCAAGUAUGUUAUGUUGGUUAGCAAGCAUCUCAAUCUCUGCAAGGAAUGGCCCGGCUUAAUUCAGUUGUUUCUUUCAUCUCGCCAUGUGUUUGUAUGUGCUACUCCAUAUAGGAACCAGAUGGAGCCCAGGAAGCGGCACCUCGAGAUCGCGCUCGGUGAGGAUGAGAUCGACGGAGCCGGCUGCCACGGCGAGACGGCGAGGGAGCCUUUGUCGUCCUCUGCCGCACCGUUGCCGCUGCCACACCUCCUGCCCAUCUCCUCGCUGCGGCUGUCCCCGCCUGUGACGGAGCAGGAGCCACCGCAACGACGAACCUGAAGCAAAACACGAGUAGUUGAUUGAUGGAUGUAUUCUCUUCUCACCCCUGGCCCUGGGCCAUCGACCAACGACCAAAAAAUGAACGAGUUUCCGUUUGGAUACAAAUAACUGUUCUUCUCAUAUAUACUGUACAUGAUAAUAGAACUUCGAUUAGCUUUCUCAUGCAUACAUAUAGCAACUUUGGUUAUUUUUCUAGCAUCAUUUGUAUAGGUGCCAUAUACUCCUACGAGCAAGAGCAAGGGAUACACCACCAUGCAUGUGUGUC
Molecule: messenger RNA, 856 nt
Organism: Hordeum vulgare subsp. vulgare (domesticated barley)
Lineage: Eukaryota; Viridiplantae; Streptophyta; Magnoliopsida; Poales; Poaceae
Exons: 2
Coding region: 175-591 (138 amino acids)
Source: RefSeq, a predicted model, not a curated record